Phascolarctos cinereus (koala) is the source of this 1855-nucleotide messenger RNA. It is a transcript of the gene ETV3L, whose product is annotated as ETS variant transcription factor 3 like. The record is from RefSeq and is a predicted model, not a curated record. Gene Ontology annotation, biological process: regulation of transcription by RNA polymerase II; cell differentiation. Lineage: Eukaryota; Metazoa; Chordata; Mammalia; Diprotodontia; Phascolarctidae. Gene Ontology annotation, cellular component: nucleus. Gene Ontology annotation, molecular function: sequence-specific DNA binding; DNA-binding transcription factor activity, RNA polymerase II-specific.
AGACAAAAAGUCUCUUUUCUUCACAGGGUUCUACUUACCAAGACCAAAGGCUUGGACAGACAGAGCUCUCCUCCCUUAGGAGUGGACAAUGCAUUGCCACUGUCUGGCUGAGGGCAUCCCCCCAGUUCCCAGCUCCUACUGGAUUUCAGGCCUGGCCUUCCCAGAUUGGGCCUACAAGGCAGAAUCCUCCCCAGGCUCCCGGCAGAUCCAGCUGUGGCAUUUCAUCUUGGAGCUGCUUCAGAAAGAGGAGUUCCGCCAUGUCAUUGCCUGGCAGCAGGGAGAGUAUGGGGAGUUUGUCAUCAAGGACCCAGAUGAAGUGGCCCGCCUCUGGGGCCGAAGAAAGUGCAAACCACAGAUGAACUAUGACAAGCUGAGCCGGGCCCUCAGGUAUUACUACAAUAAAAGAAUCCUGCAUAAGACCAAGGGUAAGAGGUUUACUUACAAGUUCAACUUCAGCAAACUCAUCAUUGUCAACUAUCCGCUCUGGGACAUGCGGCCCCCGCCCUCACCUCCUCUGCUGCUGGGUGCACCAGGCAUGUACGGCCCAGCCUUGGUGCCCAUCGGUAUGCAGAGUGAGCUCCUCCACACCGUUCUGUUCACCCAUCGGGCAAUUAUGGAACAGCUGGCUGGGCAGCGGAGUUCCCUAAGCCCCCUGGAGCCCACUGGGGAUAAGAAGGGAAGCAGCAGCGGUGACCAUCGUCUCGGCUCUCUCCAAGCUCCUUGCCUGUUGAGUCCCUGCUACCAUUUCCAGAAUCCCCGGAAUGAACUCCCUCCUCUUGCCUCUCUGCCUCCUUCCCUCUCUACUCCUCUUCCAAAUGAGUGGCCACGAUUCUCGAGGCCCUUCCUCCCCCUUACCCUCCCAGAGCACCAGUCCCCUGGGCCCUCUAAGACUGAUUCUCUGCUUGCUGGAGUGGGAUUCCCCACAGGUGGAAAGGUUUUCCCAGGGUUUCCCCUUCUGGCUGGGAUGGGGCCUAGGGCAGGAGAGAGGUUGAGAUUUCUGUCCCUGAGGCCUGAGGAAACCGAAGUAAAGCAGGAUUUAGAGGGAUGUCAAGGACCUGUAGCAGCUUUCCCGUCAGAGGUACAUAGACUGAAAACCAGGGAGGAAAAUCAUGCAUCCCCAUGUCUGGACACCUUUAAGGCUAUGUGGUCUUUGGAUCCUCCUUAACUGGACGGUGACUGAUGAAGCUUCUCCAGCCCCAUGAUUCUUCCCUGUCCCUCCUCCACUCACCUUCUUCCCGGGUUUACCUCACCCUGGCCCCAACCCCACACUGGCUCCAGGCACUGAACAUGGGCUUGACUGAAGUAGAAAGGAUUGAAGUUAGACCUAAAGAAGGAAAUGAAAUGGGGAUCCUAAGGUGGGAGGGCAGGGGUUUGAGGGUAACAGUGAGGGCCAUGAUUCCUCUCUUCAUCAAAUGGGAUGGGGCCACUGAGGUAGAAUAUCCCUGACCUUCAACCAAAGAUCUCAUCAGUUCAAGAGGCUAAGUUUAUUCCCUUCUUCCCACCAUCUCCACCUCUCAUCUCAAGGUCUAUGUGUGGGAGGAGGAGGGGGUAUGAGGAGGUUCCUCUAUUGGAAAGUACCCAGCUUUCCAUCAUUCUCUCAAAGGGUUAAUCAUAAGGUAAGGGAUUAAGUUGAGGAAGGAGGUGGGGGGGACCCUAUGCCCUGAAUGAGAAAAUAAAGUCAUUCAUGUUAAGUGUCAAGAGUGACUAAGGUCUCCCCACUUCCCCAACCCUAGCAUGUGUCUAUGUUUCUUAGCCCUUCAGUCUUCUCCCUUCCCAGUAAGUGCUGUGAUUCUGGGGUCUCUGGUUCUAAAUGGACGCAUUCCCUUCUACCCUCAGACCUCUCCCAAGUUCUGUC